GCCGGGCCGGGCCGCGGAGCGCGACGGGCAGCGCGGAGCGGCCGCGCCCGGGAGGAGCCGCCGCCGGCGGGAGCGCAGCGGAGGCGGGCGGGCCGCGCCAUGCGGCUGUGCGGGGCGCUGCUCAAGAACCCCAUCCCCAAGCAGAUCGAGUACUACUCGCGCUUCUCCCCCUCGCCCCUCUCCAUCAAGCAGUUCCUCGACUUCGGUCGUGACAAUGCCUGCGAGAAGACUUCGUACAUGUUCCUGCGGAAGGAGCUUCCUGUGCGACUGGCGAACACCAUGAGGGAAGUCAAUUUGCUGCCUGAUAAUUUACUGAACAGGCCUUCGGUUGGGCUGGUACAGAGUUGGUACAUGCAAAGUUUCCUUGAGCUUUUAGAAUACGAAAAUAAAAGUCCUGAGGAUCCUCAUGUUCUGGAUGACUUUUUAGAUGUUUUAAUUAAAGUCAGGAACAGACACAAUGACGUGGUUCCAACCAUGGCACAAGGGGUGAUUGAAUACAAGGAAAAAUAUGGCUUUGAUCCAUUUGUUAGCAGUAACAUCCAGUAUUUUCUAGAUAGAUUCUACACCAACCGCAUUUCCUUCCGUAUGCUUAUUAACCAACACACACUUCUGUUUGGUGGAGAUAUUAAUCCAGCUCAUCCCAAACACAUUGGAAGUAUUGAUCCUAAUUGUGAUGUGGCAGAGGUAGUUAAAGAUGCUUAUGAAACAGCUAAAAUGUUAUGUGAACAGUACUAUACAGUGGCACCUGAUCUGGAAGUUGAAGAAUUCAAUGCUAAAGCUCCAAACAAGCCCAUUCAAGUAGUCUAUGUACCUUCUCAUUUGUUUCAUAUGUUAUUUGAAUUAUUCAAGAAUUCAAUGAGAGCUACAGUGGAAUUGCAUGAAGGUAAGAAAGAAGCCUGUCCAUCGAUCAAAACCUUAGUCACUUUGGGGAAAGAAGAUCUAUCUAUUAAGAUAAGUGACAAAGGUGGAGGUGUACCUCUAAGGAAAAUAGACAGAUUGUUUAACUACAUGUACUCAACAGCACCCAGGCCCAGUCUGGAGCCCUCAAGGGCUGUGCCUUUGGCUGGGUUUGGCUAUGGAUUGCCAAUUUCUCGUCUGUAUGCAAGGUACUUUCAAGGUGACCUUAAACUCUACUCAAUGGAAGGUGUGGGUUCAGAUGCUGUUAUUUAUUUGAAGGCCCUUUCAAGUGAAUCAUUUGAAAGACUUCCUGUAUUUAAUAAGUCAGCAUGGCGGCACUACAAGACCACACCUGAAGCAGAUGACUGGAGCAAUCCUAGCAGUGAACCAAGGGAUGCUUCUAAAUAUAAAGCUAAUCGAUAAUUUGCCACCUUUUGUCUCUGUUGGAGAUGACCUCUGCAUUCAGUAUAAAGUCUCUGCUUUGUUCCAAAAUCCUUCAAACCACAGUAGCUAAUUACUUCCAAACAAAGACCUAAUCAGGGCAUUGAAAAAUACUAAGAACAAAGUGAUGGUUGGGACUUAAAGGAAGGCACUGAGCAUGUUUGGUAUGUGAAUCCUGUGUACUUCACCAGAAUAUGCUUGGUUGCUUCAGUCAUGCAUUGACAAAAGGGCUGGCACUGUGAUUGCACUUAGGAACACAAAGUUGUAACAAAAAGAUACUAUUUGAAGUGGCCAAUUCUUAUUCCAACCUAAGGAUUGAUAAGAUGUGCAGAAUCCCUUUAAGUGGUGAAUAGUAUCUUGCACAGCAAUAUGGUGUAAGAGAAAAAUUCUAACGUAGUUAUGUGUGUGCUUCAUGCAGCAUUUUGUAUUGCACAGUGUCACCCCUAAGAGAAAAUCCCUUUGAGCUCUUCAGAUCUUAUCUCUAGUGAGUUUAUAAAUGCAUAGUUCUAACAAGGGUUGUGCAGCUUUAAACUGAUGCUUUGUCCAAAUUCCCAAAUCCAUUUGUCAUGUGCAUACAAAAGUUGUGUUGUUAUAAGACGGUAGGAUUUCCACUUCUUGGUAUGCACCUUAAUGAUUUUCUUAACACAGAAAUGCAUUUCUAUGCAUUUUUCCUUGUUUUGAGGAAAGCUCCUAAGUAGUUAGAUCAUCUCUCCUUAAAAAAUUCUGUCAGUACAGGGGCAGGGGGUAAUUCAAUUUCCUAUUUGCCUGUCAUUUUAGGGGAAUUGGGGAGGGGAGAGAAAUGCUAAGAGGCCAGACAGCCAGUCAUACAAAUGAAUUUGCCUUAAGAGUGUUGGUUGAUUGAAACCUGAUUAGUUUAAAACCUGUAAAUAGUUUGCAAAGUUAUUUAUACAUUCAAUGUCUGACUACAGUCUGGUUAUCUGAAUUUGUAGUGUAUAUAAAGAUGUUGUUCACCA
This is a messenger RNA of Oenanthe melanoleuca, 2312 nucleotides long. It is a transcript of the gene PDK3, whose product is annotated as pyruvate dehydrogenase kinase 3. Gene Ontology annotation, biological process: regulation of glucose metabolic process; protein phosphorylation. The coding region runs from base 100 to 1320 and encodes 406 amino acids. Gene Ontology annotation, molecular function: pyruvate dehydrogenase (acetyl-transferring) kinase activity. Lineage: Eukaryota; Metazoa; Chordata; Aves; Passeriformes; Muscicapidae. The record is from RefSeq and is a predicted model, not a curated record. The transcript is spliced from 11 exons. Gene Ontology annotation, cellular component: mitochondrion.